Messenger RNA from Pungitius pungitius (ninespine stickleback), 1548 nucleotides. RefSeq names its product ribokinase (gene rbks). The record is from RefSeq and is a predicted model, not a curated record. NCBI's taxonomy places the organism in Eukaryota, Metazoa, Chordata, Actinopteri, Perciformes, Gasterosteidae. Gene Ontology annotation, biological process: D-ribose metabolic process. The transcript is spliced from 9 exons. Gene Ontology annotation, molecular function: ribokinase activity. The coding region runs from base 99 to 1037 and encodes 312 amino acids.
UGACGUUAGAAAGCUGUCAUAUUGCUCUUUGACCGUCACAUUUCUGUUGGCUGUUUGAGUUAUAGACGGUUAUAACUCUACAAGAACAUAAAUGCAAGAUGUCUGAGGAGGCUUUUGAUGUGAUGGUGGUUGGCUCCUGUAUGACUGACUUGGUGAGCCAGGCACCAAGGCUACCCAAAGCCGGGGAGACCAUCCAUGGUCAGAAGUUCUUCAUAGGCUUUGGAGGGAAAGGGGCCAACCAGUGCAUACAGGCGGCAAGACUGGGGGCCAAAACCGCCAUGGUCUGCAAGGUUGGUGAAGACUUCUUUGGAGACAAUUACAUUCAGAAUUUCAAAGACAAUGGCGUCCACACAGACUUUGUAGGCCAGACCCCUGACGCAGCCACGGGAACUGCCUCCAUUAUUGUCAACGAUGCAGGCGAGAACGCCAUCGUGAUCGUGGCCGGUGCCAACAUGCUGCUGGGCGGCGAGGAGCUGCAGGGAGCUCUUCUAGCCGUCAGUCGUGCAAAGGUUCUGGUGUGCCAGCUGGAGAUCUGCCCGCAGACGUCUUUACGUGCGCUACGCAUGGCGCGGGAAAACAAAGUGAAGACAAUAUUCAACCCAGCGCCGGCCAUCGCAGACUUGGAUGCAGGAUUCUACACAGCCUCCGACGUGUUUUGCUGUAAUGAGUCCGAGGCUGAGCUGCUGACUGGCUCCUCUGUGGCUAACGUGGAGGAAGCACGUCAGGCCGCCCAGCAGCUGCUGAAGCGCGGCUGUGGUUCAGUCAUCAUCACUUUGGGACCCCAAGGCUGUGUGGUUGUCAAGGCACAGGGGUUGACCUCAACACUUGUUCAAACUACUGCUUGUGCAACUGUGGACACUACGGGGGCUGGAGACAGUUUUAUUGGAGCGCUGGCGUUUUACACGGCUCAUUAUCCCACAAUGCCUCUGGAGGAGAUGGCCCGCCGAGCCAAUCGGGUAGCAGGAGUGAGCGUGCAGGCUGUUGGCACGCAGUCAUCUUACCCCUUCAAAAGGGACCUACCAGCUGAGCUGUUCUGAGAGCAGCAAACCAGCGAGCAGACACCAACGAUAGGGGACCACAUCCGGAGCGGCUCUCGAGGACACAAACCCAACGGUCUUAUGAAAAGAGCUGCUUGAAUGAAACCCCUGUGGAUAGUUUAUAAUUUAGUCAAUGCUAGUUGAAUAGAAAGCUAACCCCAAUUUGAAUGUAAAUACACAUUAAUGGUGACAGUCUUAAAGGUUUGAACGGUUUAAUAAUGAACAAACAUUGUUACAGUUAUUACCUUUAAAAUAAAUGGUGUCUCACAAAAUAUAUCCAGUUUAAUUACAAGUUGGGAAACAGUUGACUGAACCAACAACAAUCUCCAUGGUGGUCUUGAAGCAGAGUCGGAGUAAGUGUCAAGUCGUUCUGGGGCAGUCGGCAGAGUAGAGGCUUUAUUUUGUAGAUCGCAGUCGAAAUCCUCUGACAACACCUCAAGCAGCCAAACCGAAACGUUGACUGAUUGCAGCUUGUAUAAUCCACGACCAAAAAUAAAAAAUGUUGCAGGUA